Messenger RNA from Monomorium pharaonis (pharaoh ant), 5970 nucleotides. RefSeq names its product vasorin (gene haf). The record is from RefSeq and is a predicted model, not a curated record. Gene Ontology annotation, cellular component: extracellular matrix. Bases 2245 to 4905 code for a protein of 886 amino acids. Lineage: Eukaryota; Metazoa; Arthropoda; Insecta; Hymenoptera; Formicidae. The transcript has 7 exons. Gene Ontology annotation, molecular function: protein binding.
UGAGAUAUGAAAACCAAUUGUACAUCGUGAAAUAACGAGAUUGUCUUCGGAAAGAAAGAGAGAGAGAGAGAGAGUCUUUCAUUUCAUUGUCUUUCAUUUUUGGUGUCUAUCGCACGAUCCCACGCGUCUGCAUUUUCUUUGCCAGAUGAACUUUCUAAACGUGAUCGACAUAAAGACUGUAAUUAUACAUAAGUCCGAUAUGCACGAAAGUGUUUUGCACGUGAACUUAUCGAUCUGGGACACGUCUACCAAUGCGGGGCAAAAGAUCUUCCCAUGGUCGCGUGACGGAGAGAUGUUGGACGCCGAAGUCAAACGGGUAGGUUUAUGGUGCCGCUCGUCGGAUGUGAUUUAGUAAUCACUUGCCUCUCGCAAGUAUAAUUUCAACAUUUUAACAUGCACCCGCAUAACGGUAUUCCGCGUAUUCCGUAUUUCUGCAGUCGACAAGUUAUAAUACUGCAUAUUCGCAUCUCCUAUUACAGGUGGUAAACAUUUAGCCUAGCUAAUUCCACCUAUCUAAUCAAUGUUAUUAGAAUCAUUAAGUUUUGAUUGCUGCGCAUUAAUAGAGCGAUUAAUUCUAAAGCUUUGCGAUUGAGUUUUUGUUUUUAUUUUUAUUCUGUAUUUAAGAUUUGUCCCAUUAAGGAAAAUUUAAUUAGUUUGUAUCCUAUAAUCAGAGCGUGAUACACGAUAGCGAUAAGUUAAAAAUAAAGAUUCCUUAAACUUUUUCUUAAAAGAGGUUUAAUUUCCAAUUGUUUUCAAAUUUCUCUCAAUUAUUUCCUCUUUUACAGAAUAGAACUGUUUAUGGCCCUGUAUUCUGUAUCGAAGAAUUCAAAUUUCUUUUUUUUUUUUAAUGGAGAUUCAAGUCGGACGUAUUGAUUACACCGAUUUAUCAAAUCUUGCGAUAGAGAAAAUCAGAAUGCGGCGCAAUAGCAGCGCAUGCGAAACUAAGAACACAAUUGCAUCGACCAUUCGAACAUACGUAAUGCGCUUACAAAAUCUUGCCGCGUAUAGCCGGCUUGACGACACGAUAGUCAGGAGGAAGCAACAGGUGAGCGACAAGAGGAGAGUGCUCGUCCCCUUCGAAAUGUUUUAUUGCCUAAAAGAAAACAGGGAGAUGUAUUUAUACGCUCGGUCAAUUUAACACUCGUAUAUCGUAAUAAUGAAAAAAUUCUGAAGUGUUUUUUAAUUUCAAAAAAUUAUAUAAAUAUUAUUCGAUAAGAAAAGAGAAAACUUGAAAAACUAUAAAAUCGUAUUAAUUCAUAUGAUUUCUUCUUUCUUUUCUGAUUAUGUGCGCGCGGCUCGUGCGAAGCAGUCGGAAUAAAAUAUUAAAUAAACACAAAACUGCACGGAGAUUAGAAUUAUAUUUUCUUGAAACAUAAAUUGAGGCAGUUAACGAGACAGCGUUGGUAAACGAUCGUAACUAAAGACAUCCAAGUAUACCUAAUUACAACAGUUUCCAUCGGUUAAGACAUCAACAUUCCCUUUUCCUUAUUUUAUUCCUUUAAACAUAUUUUUAUAAUAUAUAAUACGGAUGCCGCAAAUUAAUAAUGUUAUUUUAUCACUUUACAAAUUACGAUCUUCGGCACGGGUAUGCAGAAUGAUUUAAGCAUCGUCGUACCGAAGGAUACCCGAUGCUGGAACUGGACGCGGCAGGAUCGCCGUCAAGGGUCAACCCCGCCCUCGACAAGGUUUUUCCGCCUGCGGCGGGCCUCGUCCCGAGACGCUUGUAUCCUAUCCGGCCUACGGGGAAGCCUACCGCCGAAGACUCGGCCGCCCUACCACCACGCGGCGUGCCGCGGUGCUGGCACGAGACAGGAUUUCUACGGGGGCCGAGGACAGACGCGGCCGUGCCGCCUGGUUCUUACAGUCGACUUUAAGACCGCGAUGCGACGGUCGAGCUAACGGUCAAGAGAAGCCGGAGCAGUCCUUCCACGUCCGCGCCCGCGCGACUCGCGAGGUUUUCCGUCGACUCAACGGGAAGAAGUGCAGAGAACCGGACUUCCGUUUUUCCCUCUACCUGGCGUUCCUCGCGCGCGGGACAUGAUCGCCUCGUAAAGAGAUACAUCGCGAUUUCAACCGCAUUCCGUGCGUUCCGGUUACGCCUACGACUCCGCGAAGGGUCGAAGGGAAACGGUGCGUUUACGCGCGGCAGCGCCAGGUAAAUUCCCAGCAGCAAGGUGCGGCCGGACUUCUUCCUCGGCACCAUGGCCCAGACUGCUCGUUCGUGAGAGAAGAAUAUAAGCAACUAUGAAUGCAAUUCCAAAGGAGCUGUUGCUGCUGCUUGCGGGUGCGUUUGUCGUUGCAGCGACAACAUCCGCCUGUCCGUGGUCGCAACAUGCGGUGGAUCUCGAGAGCUCGUGCAUCUGCGACUACAAUCUAGCCGGCGAGCUCUCGGUGCAGUGCGACAUCGUCGACUAUGAACAGCUGUUGUCGGCGAUGCGGCGUUACGCCACCAAAAUGCCGAUUGAUCUCUUCUACAUUAACAAUAGUACGAUCGGUGCCCUAAGGAAUGGCUCGUUUGCCACCCUGAGGAUCAACAAUAUACAGCUGUCUGGAUGCCGCAUCAGAAGCAUCGAGCCAGAGGCCUUCAAGGGCCAAGAGAAUCAUCUGAGGAGCUUAAAUCUCAAAGAUAACGAGCUCACGGAAAUUCCCGGUGCCAACUUGAAGAUCCUGAGGAACCUUACCGUGCUCGAUGUCUCGAUGAACAAGAUCACCAGGGUAAACGACAAUGCCUUUGCCGGCACCAAACUGAUCACACUGAAACUCUCUGACAACGAGGUCACUCUCGCUCCGGGAUCGUUUCGCGGGCUGGAGAGAACUCUGAAGAAUCUCAAUCUCAAGGGAACGCGACAGAAAAAAGUACCGGAAGCGCUCAGAGGUCUGAGGACCCUGGCCUUCCUCGAUCUCUCGCAAAACAGCAUACGCGAACUUCCCGGAACGUCCGGAAUCAGAGCAUUCGAGGGCCUCGACUCUCUCACGGGACUGAAUCUCGAGAGAAAUCUGAUUCAGAAUAUCGGCCCGGAUGCGUUUCACGGUAUCAGGAAUACCUUGAGUUCUCUCAGCUUGCUAAACAAUCUCAUCCCGGAUUUCCCUACGGCGGCUAUCAACAGCGUCCACGAUCUCAGAGUGCUGGAUAUCGGAUUCAAUCUGAUCACGGAACUACCGGUCAACGCUUUUCAAGGAAAUCCAUCGAUCACGUUGCUAGCAAUCGACGGUAACCCGUUGUCCACGGUACCGGAAGAGGCGCUCGCCCAACUGAACGGUACCCUGCGAGGUCUGAGUCUGGGCGGACGAUUCCUCGUCUGCGAUUGCCGUUUACGCUGGAUCGUCGAGUGGAUCAGAACGCGGGACCUGCAGGUCACCAGUCGCGAGCGCAAGCCGCAGUUUUGCGGCAGUCCACAACGAUUGCAGGACAAGAGCUUCUACAACAUCGACCCCGAUGACAUGAAUUGUGAGCGACCAUCAGAGCUGAUCGGAAUCGGAACGGUGGAAAGCGUGGACACUAGAGAACCAACGGAAACGGCAACUGGAGAUAUCGGUACUCAUCCUCCGUCCGUACGACCUACGACUUCCACAACCGAACUAAUCACCAGUACGACAUUAUCCACGACUACGGUGACAGUAUCAUCGACGACUGAGCAGAGGAGAACAGCACCAUCGGCACCGUCGUCGACCUACAUCCCGACAACUCGACCGACUGUCGCGCGAACCGGAAACGUCGUGGUCGUGAGGACUACCCCCUCACCACCGAAGCAAUCACAGGAGCAUAUACAACAGCAUCAACCGAGGCCGCCGUUAGUCCUGGGAUCGCCAUUGUAUAAAUCGAAGUCGAACGAAAAAGACAUCAUCGUGAAGGACGUGCUCAGACAAGACAACGCGGUCAUCAUAUACUGGGACACAGAAGCGGCCAAUAUUCUCGGCUUCAGAGUGAUCUAUCGAUUGUUCGGGGAUAAUAGUUUCAAACAAGCGCCGCCACUCGAAGCUAGCGAACGAGAAUUCAAGAUAAAAAAUGUGCCCUCCCAGGAGUGCAUUGUGGUUUGCGUCAUUUCGCUGGAGGAGACCAACAUCACACCGGCUAAUGUGCCGUACAACCAGUGCCGCGAGGUCAGAACAGAAAACUCGCCCACCUCAAACAUGGAUAAGAUCACGAUCGCCGCGAGCGCGGCAAUCUGUGCCACAAUCGUCGUCGCGGUGAUCAUCUUCGUGGUUGCGAAUAGACGUCGCGCCCGCAAACUGCAUACUCUGCAUAGCAUCGAUCAAACGAAGAUGGGCGGCCCGAUCGCCGGUCUACCGGUCAACUGUUGUUCGAAUGUGGGCCCGACACCAAGUCCCGGUGGGCCUCUAUCAUCGAUGGCCACUCUAAGUGCCUACAACGCCCAGAAGGAGUGGGACCAGGUGUCGGCCUACAGCAACAGGAGCAUACCACGGCCAAGGAUUUUCCCUAUCGAUCGACAAGGCUCAAUCACUAGAGCAUCUUGCCUCGAUGACAUGCGUUCUCAAACUGGACACUAUAGCAGCAAAGCCCGAUCGAUUGCCGAUGGUCAAUCUCAGCACAGCUUCUCCAACAAUUCUACGCGGUAUUUUUCCAACACUGCGCUAGCUUCCAAUCUCGUCAGCACGAGACCAGAAUUACGACAAUCGCGCCAAUCGUUAGCGGCCGCCUCGGACCGGAUGUCGCGGUCGAACUUCAGCAACCAUCUGCCUCCGCACUCGUCGGCCCGGCGGCAGCGACCACGAUCGCGUAAUCGCAAUUUGGAGUCAAAUCCACCGCGACCUGGCAGCCGGUACAGCCUGGCCGACUCCACACAUACCCUCAAUAAUUACGACGAAAACAACUGGACCGACCACGACAUGGAUAUUUACAUGGCUCGGAAUCCUACCACGAGAAGCGGCCUCGUGCCGCUUUAAAUAUCCAUAGUCUUUAUAUCUUGUCGUUCAUUCUUGCUCAAGUGUGCUCAGUAGAGUGGUCCAGUCUUAACAGACUGUCCUCUCUCAUGCGGCAUACUUUUAAAUUUAGAUUAAUCUUGACAGAUCGAGGAGAGCAGAGGCCUGAACGCAUCAAACGUUUUUGGAAAAAUAUUCGUCGCGAUAGUAGUAAUAUACCUUCGCACAGAACUUUAUAUCAAAUAUUGAAGGAAACUCUAAAGUAACUAUCUAUUAACAGAAUUCUGAUGUGUUCAGUGUGACAGAAAAACAUUUCUUCGGCAUUUAACACGUUCGAAACUUAUUCGGUUUCGAUGAUUAUGAUCGACGCUAACGCGAUGCGGCAGGCAUUACCAUGUAAUGCUUGUGCAAAUGCGUGCAACCAGUUAGAAUUGCGAGUGUUAGUUAGGUUGAGAAGCGAUUUUAGACGUAUAUCUGUGUAGCUCUAAGCGACCUUAUGUAAAAUACAUUCUUAAUUACCAAAUCGUUGAAGAGCAAGCGAGCCGAGAGUGUUCCUUUCGGACGUUUCAAGUGCACACACAUUCGAAUGUUUAUUUUUUUAUCGAUUUUUCGCACGACGGACACCGCGAUUAUAUUAUCCAAAGACUGCAAUCAAAGUGUCUGUCUCUAGAGAAAUGUAUCUAUUUCGGUCAGAAAUUGACAUACUGUGAGAAUGAUUGUUUCGAUCGUUUUUAAUUAGAGACCUUUAGAUUUUUCAUCAAAGUUUGGCCAUAAGACAAGUAUGGGCGAAAGAGAGGAAUGCUAUUAGAUCUUUCUCAUACUUCUUAAAUCUCUUUUUUUUAUUUCUCUUUCUCUCUUUCUCUUGAAAGUGGGCAAACCAAUCAAAACUGGCUUUUUUAUGGCCAGACUCUGAUUGUAGGGUUUCUAUUUUGAAUGAAAGGCGAAAAUGUAAUGAGAGACUUGAAAGAUUUCUUCAUUGACUUUACCUUAUUUUAUAACAUGUGCGUUCGCGCAUACGCGCGCAUUGAUGACGAGGACGAUGUCAUCGUCCGGCGUACUGAUAACAAAUAAAGAGAUUUACUUCACUAC